CAAUCCCAAAGCCGGAAAUCAUUGGGCAUUCCCAGUUCUUGACCCAAGUCAUUUAGGUGUACCAACAAAGUUGGGAAGCAGCUGCACUUCCGACCUACAAACUCAAACGGAAGGAUCCUGACACCAAGACAUGAGCUACACACAUGCUUUCAACAUGGCGAGGAAUUGGGAACCGAAGUCGGCACUGAUGGUUCCUUCAUCGUCUGAUGAUAAUGUCGAGAAGGCAGCUGCCUUGCUUGAGGGGAAACUGUUCCGGGUUGUCCACGAAAACAUCGGCGGACUGGACGCAGAAAGCAUCCAUGUUGGUGGAGGCGUUGAGGUCAGCCUAGACGAAGCAGCUACGUUCCUUCAGAUUGGAGCUAACAUUACCGCAUUGGACGCAAAACGGUUAGUCAGUUUCACAAACUGCCAGUUCGAUAUCAUCAAACUUUGCGAUUCUUGGAACCUAAUGUUGACAAGUUAUAAGAUUGGUGCAAAUGAUAUUUUACAGAAACUACACGUGGUCUACCUCAAGCUGUUAGAGGGUUUUCCGAAUCUCGCCCAACAGGACAUGGAUGCUAUUUCAAAGCAUGUGAACGGGAUGAUACAUGCUGCUGAGAAGGCGCGGAGGACGUUUUCUGAGGUGAAGCGCAAGAUGGAGGCUUGUUAUGAAGGUCUACAGUGUUCAGUUGAAGAGAAGAAUUUACACAAUAGAUUUCAGCAAAUGCAAUCUGAUGUCAAACAGGUAUUGAAGCGGGACUGCUUUGUUUGUGAGGAAAGUAAACGUAGCAACACUAGGAGUAAAGCAGUUGAAACGUUUUUGUCAGAGCUGAAUGAACUUCGCCAUGAUCACCAACGUAAUUUGAACAAUUCCGUUGCGAAAGAGUCACUAGGUCUCGCGCUAAAGAAGAUUGAGCAUGCCGAAGUGCCUCUCCGUGAAGCUGAGAAUUUGGCCCGGACCUGGUACGUUGAGUGUCGCAAUGUUGUCGAGCAGACCAUGAAAGAAAACAUUGCAGAGACGAAGAAAAUGGCGGCUGAAGAAAAAAGGAAAUUUUGGGAGAAGCUGCCAUUUGUUCAGCAGGCGUUUGAGUUCCUAUGCAGAUGGAAAGCCCUCUACCUGCUCUGUUCUCGUCAUCUUACAUACAUCCACCAUGUGAGGCAGAAAGCCGAUUCCCUCUAUAUGGAGAACCUUCUGCCUAGAGAAGCAGUCGAGAAAGCUUGGGAGCUGGUUGCAGAGAGUGUGGAUCUGAGUCAUAUCAAAAGGUUUCCUGUCGUGGCAAAACAAGAUCGCACUCCUACCAUUGGUGACCGAAGGUACUCCCUUGACCACCUACUCGAGGUAGAAACAAUUGAUGAAGCAGUGACAACUAGUGUCGGGAAAAAUACGUUCGGAGCCAACAGCUAUGCGCUGAUUUUGGCCCGGAUGCAAAAACUUCGGAGAUAUUUAGAUGUGCUUUGUUACCUACAACCGGAGAUGCCCUCUGAACUUCAAAACAUCCAGAGCAGUUUUAACAAAAUCUGCAGAUUGAUAGUUGACAUCUUUCACGCAUUUGAAAACGAUGCUGUUGAUUUGUUGCUGAGUUUGCAUAUCGUGUGCAACUGUUGGAUCAGGGGUCUACAUUCAUUUGUUCUGAGAGAGCUUCAACCUCGAAUCCUUGGCUUUGCGCAAGUACAGGCCCUUGCAAAUGAAGUGUCGAUAUUUUUUCCGAGUAACGGUGAACCGCUAUCCGAAGUUUUAAAAAAAGCUUGUAGAGAAACAAGAGUAACUGACAAGGCCAAAACGUUCGGUCUGGGGUGGUACAUUAUGAACCACUUCAAACCGGCCUCACAUGAGCUGGAAUCUAGGAAGCGUCUUGCCAUGGCCCUGGAGGUGGUCACUUUGAUAAAUAAGUGCCUCCCCUUGGGAGAUGUUGUCACUGAAUAUCUGGCAGUAGGUCGUAAGGCUAUUGGAACCAUCGGGGAAAUUAUGCCCCCAGGAACCACAGACGAUGUGGCGCACAGUGACUGGAUGUAUGAAGUAAUCAAGUGUUAUAAGUGGAUUCAAGCAUUCCGGGUUCUAUGCAGAGAAGAGGUGACAGGUUCAAAGUUUUUUAGAGAUCAGCAGCAGAUGACUCGGGCAAAGAGAACCUGGCGCGAUUGUGUUCAAGCCAUCACGCAACUUGACGACAAAAUGCUGACGGAGUUAGUGGUGGAUGUCGAGGCAAGAGUUGGAGAGGACUUGGAAGGGGAGGCUUGGAGAGAAUUUGACAUUGGUAAAUAA
Lineus longissimus is the source of this 2239-nucleotide messenger RNA. RefSeq lists its product as uncharacterized. Lineage: Eukaryota; Metazoa; Nemertea; Pilidiophora; Heteronemertea; Lineidae. The transcript has 5 exons. Bases 131 to 2239 code for a protein of 702 amino acids. The record is from RefSeq and is a predicted model, not a curated record.